AGAGAUAUGGCUUUACGUUCGUUUAUUGUCAUGGCUGGAUAUAUAAGCCAUUUUUAAGGUGAAACAUUCGCAAGCGUGCCUCAGUAGUAGAUUUGCGUCCAAACAAUGGGUGUUAGAGUGUUUGUUUUUCUAUUUUUACUACAUGUUACACAGUCCGAGGUGUUAGAUCUAACAUGUGAUCAAAUACGGGCGUUUGUGGACGGACACAACUCGCGUCGACUUCAACUAGCCAAAGGACAAGUUCCGAAUCAACCCGCUGCUUCUGAGAUGGGAAUUAUGGUGUGGGACAAUGAACUAGCAGCAAAGGCAAGAAAUUGGUCAGCUAACUACGUAUUUAAACACAAUCCAGACAGAACAGUUCCAUCACGCAGAUUCGGCACGGGAGAGAACUUAUACUAUGCGGGCAACAGCAGAAAAGAUUGGGUGCUCAAGGUCGACUCAGCGAAUGAAGCUUGGUUCAACGAGUACAAGGACUUCAAGUACGGCCCUCUCGGAGCAGAACACUUCAAAGACCCCAAAAAGCCUGUAGGACAUUACACUCAGAUGGCGUGGUGGAACUCAGUGUACCUCGGAUGUGCAGUGUCAACGAAGCUUGAGAAGGGAAUGAAAGCCUACUAUGUCGUUUGUAACUAUGGACCAAGCGGCAACUACAUGCGCCAGGCUCCAUACAAAGCCUCCGGUGCGAGCAAUAAGCUGGUCUGCAAAGGUGUAGGCAACUGCGAGCUUCUUUAUGGAGAAAUAUGUGGACCAUAUACAUAGAUCGUUACCAACUUAGCGACUUGCCCGAACAAUUGACAACGAAAUAAUCAAAUAAUCAUACACCUUUAGAUGCACGCGACAGAUAAAGCCAUGUAAAUUAAAAUUACUAUCAUCAAUAUCAGCCUUAGACUAAUUACUAUAGUACCUGCGUCGCUAGGUUACUCCUCUGCCAAAACUAUAUGAUCAUGAUCAAACUUGUUCAUACAAAAUGCAUAAAAUCAAUGUUUCAUUGUGUUAAAAUUAAGUACACGUGUGUUUAUUGUGAGGACACAGGAUAUAUAUAUAUUUUAUAUUUUUGUUAAAUAAGCAAUAUAACCCUAGAGUUAUGGAAAAUACUACAUUCUGAGCUGCCAGCUUCCAGCGGCUACCUGCAACCCAUUUAUUAUCUCCGGUCCACUAGGGAGUCGAAAGUACUAUAGGUAAGGUCUGAUGCAAUCAUUAUGACGUAUGAGCUGUGCAGUACAAGAUUUUAGGUAACACCGGUUACGUAAGGGCGCGGCGGCAGGGCAUCGAACCGCGGCAAUUGAGGCAAUUACCGAAAAUUAUUACCGAAAUUUAAUUAUAUUUUUUUUAAAUUGUAAAUAUCAUAUUAUGAAAUAGAUUGCAUUGUUCACUUAAAAAUCGUUUUAUUAU
Molecule: messenger RNA, 1392 nt
Organism: Bicyclus anynana (squinting bush brown)
Lineage: Eukaryota; Metazoa; Arthropoda; Insecta; Lepidoptera; Nymphalidae
Product: venom allergen 5 2
Exons: 6
Coding region: 106-759 (217 amino acids)
Cellular component (GO): extracellular region
Source: RefSeq, a predicted model, not a curated record